This is a messenger RNA of Orbicella faveolata, 715 nucleotides long. Its product is annotated as RNA helicase Mov10l1-like. The record is from RefSeq and is a predicted model, not a curated record. Lineage: Eukaryota; Metazoa; Cnidaria; Anthozoa; Scleractinia; Merulinidae. Gene Ontology annotation, molecular function: helicase activity.
UUUUGUCUGAUGGUGGGCUACUUACCUCAAAAACAGACUUUACAUGGUACCUUUUCAUUUCAUGUACACUAAAAUUGAACCAUAAAUUUUAACCAGCCCAUCACCACACAGCCAAAUGUUCAUGGGAGGGAGAAUGGCAGAGCUUUUAAGAAACAAAGAAGGAUUAACUAUCACAGAUCAACUUGAUUUUGGAAGUGUGAUUGUAGGAGAAUCCAAAACCUUGACUGUAUGGAUAAGCAACAACGGCGAAAAGGGACAAAUAUUUCAGUCUUGUACACCAGUUAGAGAUGAUCCUCAGUUUUGCAUCCAGUUGGCCAACAAACCUCUCUGUCAAUCAGAUGCACAGGGCAGCCAUUGUCGAAACAGAUCUUGUUCUGUUGAGGAACUGUUACUCCAAGGAUCCUUAUUAGCACCAGGAAUGGAAAUACCUCCAAACCAAGCCAAGCAAGUGGUCAUUAUAUUCAAUGCAAAAAACCUUGGCAGAGUCAAUCAUCUCUUAGUGUUCAACUUUGGAGGGUUUGAAAUUGGACGAUACAUUACUUCCAAUGUGGAGGAUCCUCAACAAGCUGCUCUGAGACCAUCAGCGCCAUACCAGCGGUCACACAACAGAACCAAAGAAGCUUGGAGAAAGGUUGCCGAUAGCAACAGUGGGGAAGGAUGGAUUGUGCCAGGAGAGAAGCCCUUAAGGUACACAAUUCCUUUAAACCAGGAUUAG